This is a messenger RNA of Pundamilia nyererei, 996 nucleotides long. Its product is annotated as alpha-N-acetylgalactosaminide alpha-2,6-sialyltransferase 1-like. The transcript is spliced from 9 exons. The annotation marks the transcript as partial. The record is from RefSeq and is a predicted model, not a curated record. Gene Ontology annotation, molecular function: alpha-N-acetylgalactosaminide alpha-2,6-sialyltransferase activity. Gene Ontology annotation, biological process: oligosaccharide biosynthetic process. NCBI's taxonomy places the organism in Eukaryota, Metazoa, Chordata, Actinopteri, Cichliformes, Cichlidae.
AUGACAGUUAGUUUUGUGGUUUUCAUUCUAUCCCAGGAAUCUUUAUCAAAAAGUUGGACAAUUUUCUCAGGAAAACAUGAACUCGGAUGGGAAAACUUUUUGUUUAAUAUUAACCUCUGGGGACAGAAAGAAAAAACGGCUGUGGCUGAGACUCCAAUGCCUCUCCUCUACAGAAGAAAUUUCACAAAGGCUCCUCAGUGGGAUUUUGAUGAUGUCUAUAACCAGGAUGCCCCACCUAGACCAACAACAUGUGCCCAAUCACUGCGAAACUCUAAGGAUGAGAACUUCAAGAAGGCUUUUCUUCCCAACAUACGUUUGUUUCUGCACAAGGACAACAUUAACAUGAGCGAGUGGAAUCGCCUUUCACAUUUUAACAAUCCUUUUGGGUUUAUGGAGUGCAAAUAUGAUGAAGUGAUGGCUUCAGUGAAGCUGAUUCCAAAGCCAAAAGAGCCACUACUCCUCCCAAAACCAGGUGCCGAUGGCUGUAUUCACUGUGCUGUGGUGGGUACUGCAGGAAUUUUGAACGGCUCAAAAGUGGGUGCAGAGAUCGAUGCACAUGAUUACGUUUUUCGGAUGAACGGUGCCGUUAUCAAAGGUUAUGAGGAAGAUGUAGGAAAUAGAACAUCAGUGUAUGUUCACACAGAGCACUCCAUCGCCGCAUCACCUUAUUUUUUUGGGAAGUAUGGAUACAAGUCUGCCCCUCAUGAUGAGGGAAUAAAAUAUGUGCUGAUUCCUGAGGCAAUGAGAGAUUUCCGAUGGCUUGAGGGUCUUUUCAAAGGACAUGAGGGCUAUAGUUGCUACAAAGGUCCCAGGCCAAGGGACUACUAUUCAGGGCAGUACAAUGAGAGCCGCUUCUACGUUCUACACCAGGACUUCCUCCGAUACGUGAAGAACAGGUUCCUAAAGUCACCUAAUCUGAAUGAAACAUUCUGGCCAUUAGUCAGACCAACCAACGGAGCGUUCACUCUCUUCCUGGCUUUGCACACAUGUGAUACA